GCCCUGGAAUUUCAAUGGUAAAAUUGUUUUCCCGGUUUUUUUUGAUAUCUCGCGCUGAUAGAACAAAUAGACACAACAAUAUGCAUGUUGGGAAACGUGGCGCAUUUAUAGUAUUUGAAGGAUGUGAUCGAAGCGGCAAAACAACACAAAGCCGACAUUUGUCCAGUGUGUUGACGAGUAAAGGUGUUGACAUCAAACAAAUUAAUUUCCCGGAUCGCACUACAACAAUUGGCGGGAUGAUAAACGCAUAUUUGACAAACACCCAGGAUCUGAAGGAUGAAGUUAUCCAUCUGCUCUUCUCAGCUAAUCGCUGGGAAUGCGUGGACAGUAUUAAAAAAGAUCUGCUGGCCGGCACGACGGUGAUUUGUGAUCGUUAUUCUUACUCUGGAGCGGCGUAUUCAGCGGCAAAGGGAGUGGAUUUCGAUUGGUGUUGUGCACCUGACCGUGGUCUCCUCGAGCCCGAUGCUGUCUUCUAUCUUAAAGCCAAUCUCGAUGAGCUCACAUCCCGCGGCAGCUACGGAGAGGAGCGCUAUGAGAAACUGGACUUUCAGCGCAAGGUUGGAGAGCAAUUUGAUCGCUUAUACGCACAACGGUCGAGCUAUUGGCAUCUGCUCGAUGCGAGCAAAUCACUCCAGGAGCUGCAGGACCAAAUUGCCGCAGUUGCUGACGGAGUGUUACAGCAGGCGGCAGAGCAGCCGCUGUCGACAAUCAAAUAACGUUGGCUUUCAACUGAUUUACGUUCGGCAGACGAAUCAGUAAUGAUUUAUAAUGUACAUAAAUGCGUCAACGACCGACGCAAAACCAAAUUAUCUCUAGGAUUAUGAAUUGAAAUGGUUGUAAAUUGGUUUCGAUUGUAUGUGUAAAGUCAAAUCUGGCAAAUAAAUAAAUAUAGAUUUGUUAA
Messenger RNA from Drosophila grimshawi, 901 nucleotides. Its product is annotated as thymidylate kinase. The transcript is spliced from 3 exons. The record is from RefSeq and is a predicted model, not a curated record. Lineage: Eukaryota; Metazoa; Arthropoda; Insecta; Diptera; Drosophilidae. Gene Ontology annotation, biological process: dTDP biosynthetic process; dUDP biosynthetic process; dTTP biosynthetic process. Bases 15 to 716 code for a protein of 233 amino acids. Gene Ontology annotation, molecular function: ATP binding; dTMP kinase activity. Gene Ontology annotation, cellular component: cytosol; nucleus; mitochondrion.